This is a messenger RNA of Ochotona princeps (American pika), 2935 nucleotides long. It is a transcript of the gene ADCYAP1R1, whose product is annotated as ADCYAP receptor type I. Gene Ontology annotation, molecular function: vasoactive intestinal polypeptide receptor activity; G protein-coupled peptide receptor activity; peptide hormone binding. The record is from RefSeq and is a predicted model, not a curated record. Gene Ontology annotation, cellular component: plasma membrane; neuron projection. The transcript has 17 exons. Lineage: Eukaryota; Metazoa; Chordata; Mammalia; Lagomorpha; Ochotonidae. Bases 230 to 1849 code for a protein of 539 amino acids. Gene Ontology annotation, biological process: adenylate cyclase-modulating G protein-coupled receptor signaling pathway; cell surface receptor signaling pathway.
GGGGCUGGCCAAGGCGAGCGGGGGCACUGCGCUCGGGCUCCGGGCGGUGAGUCGCGGCGGCUGCGGCGGCUGCGGGCCAGCGCGGUCCCCGCGUGCGCACACGCACCCGCCGCGGCGCAGGGACACACGGACCCCGCCGCCAGCGGCCGACGGGCACCCAGAAUCGGUUCGGCGCGCUCGAUAGCAGCUCUGGCGGCGCGGGGCUCGGGGCUCCGGCUGCGUGCUCUCUAUGCUGAGUCUGCCCCAAACCGACCAGUGGCCCCGCGGUCAGGUCCCGCAGCGAGCAGACUGUGGUCGCCUUGGGGCUGAGCAGCGACUGGUGGGAGCUAGAGUCCAGAAGGGCUGCCUUCGAAGCAUCAUGGCUGGCAUCUUGUGGGUCUCCCUGGCUGCGUUCCUCCUGCUCCCUAUGGCCACUGCCAUGCACUCAGAUUGCAUCUUCAAGAAGGAGCAAGCCAUGUGCUUGGAGAAGAUCCAGAGAGCCAAUGACCUGCUGGGCCUGAACGAUUCUUCCCCAGGCUGCCCUGGGAUGUGGGACAACAUCACGUGUUGGAAGCCCGCGCAUGUGGGUGAGAUGGUGCUGGUCAGCUGCCCUGAGCUCUUCCGCAUCUUCAAUCCCGACCAAGUCUGGGAGACAGAAACCAUUGGAGAGCUUGGUUUUGCUGAGAGCAACUCCUUGGAUCUUGCAGACAUGGGGGUGGUGAGCCGGAACUGCACAGAGGAUGGGUGGUCUGAGCCCUUCCCUCAUUACUUCGACGCUUGUGGGUUUGAUGAGUACGAGUCUGAGCCUGGGGACCAGGAUUACUACUACUUGUCGGUGAAGGCCCUCUACACGGUCGGCUACAGCACUUCGCUUGUCACCCUGACCACUGCCAUGGUCAUCCUGUGUCGCUUCCGGAAACUGCACUGCACCCGGAAUUUCAUCCACAUGAACCUGUUCGUGUCCUUCAUGCUGAGGGCCAUCUCCGUUUUCAUCAAAGACUGGAUCCUGUAUGCCGAGCAAGACAGCAACCAUUGCUUCAUCUCCACGGUAGAAUGCAAGGCCGUCAUGGUUUUCUUCCACUACUGCGUUGUGUCCAACUACUUCUGGCUGUUCAUCGAGGGCCUGUACCUCUUCACCCUGCUGGUGGAGACCUUUUUCCCCGAGAGGAGAUAUUUCUACUGGUACAUCAUCAUCGGCUGGGGAACCCCAACUGUAUGUGUGACGGUGUGGGCCACCCUGAGGCUCUACCUGGAUGACACAGGUUGCUGGGAUAUGAAUGACAGCACGGCCCUUUGGUGGGUGAUCAAAGGCCCUGUGGUUGGCUCCAUAAUGGUGAACUUUGUGCUUUUUAUCGGCAUCAUCAUCAUCCUGGUGCAGAAACUUCAGUCUCCAGACAUGGGCGGGAAUGAAUCCAGCAUCUACUUCAGCUGCGUGCAGAAAUGUUACUGCAAGCCACAGCGGGCUGAGCAGCACCCUUGCAAGAUGUCAGAACUGUCCACCAUUACUCUGCGGCUGGCCCGGUCCACGCUGCUGCUUAUCCCGCUGUUUGGGAUCCAUUACACGGUGUUUGCCUUCUCACCAGAGAAUGUCAGCAAGAGGGAGAGACUCGUGUUUGAGCUGGGCCUGGGCUCCUUUCAGGGCUUCGUGGUGGCUGUGCUCUACUGUUUCCUGAAUGGGGAGGUGCAAGCGGAGAUCAAGCGGAAGUGGCGGAGCUGGAAGGUGAACCGUUACUUCACUGUGGACUUUAAGCACCGGCACCCAUCCUUGGCCAGCAGUGGCAUGAAUGGGGGCACUCAGCUCUCCAUCCUCAGCAAGAGCAGCUCCCAGCUUCGCAUGUCCAGCCUCCCAGCUGACAACCUGGCCACCUGAGCCACCCUCCCCGCCUCCUCUUCACACACAGGCUGGGGCUGUGGGCAGGCGGGGCCCACGCAUGUUCACGCCUCUUUCCUCUCCUUUUGGGCAGGCCCUGGGUUGGAAACUGCGUCCACAUUCCCCCACACCACCACCACCCAAGGCAGGGAGAAGGAGGUGGGGCACAGACUGAAGCUGGCCCUCCCAAUUUGGUAUUAGCCCCACCUACCACGUCACCUGGGUCAUGACCCCAGACAUGUAAAUAGUAUUCCUUGAAAUUUGGAAAGGUGCCCCAUCCCACUCCAGCCUCAGGGAUGGCCUUGACCUGCAGAUGCGGGUGCAAGGCCUUGUGAGCUGAGGCUGAAGAAACCUUGCUUUGGGAGGCAGGAUGGUGCCCACCCCAACAUCCCCUUCUCUGUCUGACCCUACCUGUUGGGCCCUUCUCCCUGGGGUGCCCCACUUUGCUGGGUGCCCAGAGCAUCCUGCUGUGCCGUCUGAGGCUCCCUGGUGCUCACCCAACUUCUUGGUGUCCAGGAGCCCAAGUCUUGGAUGCUGAGGUGGGAGGACAGCUCCAAGCUCGUCUCUGUCGGAGACUGGAGUUGGCAGGGACGGAGUGGGGAGGAGGGGGCAGGGGCAGGGGGAAGGUCCUGGUGCUUUGAUCCAAGACAAGCUGAGGGCCCAUGAUGUUGCUGCAACUGGGACAGAGAGGAGCCAGGAGGAGAGAUGUGUGCAGGGAGACUUCCGCUGUCCCCAGGAUCACACCCCCAACUCAGAUGGGCUGGGACCAUGAGGUCACCUCCUCCUGUCCCCAGAGACACUGCUUCCCAACCACAUCCACCAGCUGUCUCCCGACCCCCAUCUCCCCUGAUGUCAAAGCCAUGACAAAGAUGAACCAGCCGCCUUCCUGUGAUCUGUGUCAGCCAAUCCUGAAGCACCUUACACCUCCAGGUCCGGAGCCUCGGCUCCUGCCCUCGCACCCCAGCCCCUGCACCCCUGAGAAUAAUGAGGAACCCCAGGCGCCAGGUCCUUGGCCCUGGACUCAGCUGCUGAGAUCUCCCUGAGACCUCUUCAGACUUCCUUUCAUGUGCCCUUGACAUUGGAACA